Dermochelys coriacea (leatherback sea turtle) is the source of this 2401-nucleotide messenger RNA. It is a transcript of the gene C7H10orf95, whose product is annotated as chromosome 7 C10orf95 homolog. The transcript has 4 exons. The record is from RefSeq and is a predicted model, not a curated record. Bases 695 to 1366 code for a protein of 223 amino acids. NCBI's taxonomy places the organism in Eukaryota, Metazoa, Chordata, Testudines, Dermochelyidae.
AGUCAGGCCUGGUAAUAGAACCAUCGCCUUUUGGGUUAUAGCUCAAUUUAUACAUUUUAAACUAAUACUAAUAUCCAGUUUGUUGUAAGAUUUAUUUAUGGACAACUGGGAUAGCAACAUAAUACUACAGGUGCCAACAAUAGUAGCUAAUAUGGGUCAUUCCAACUGUAACAACUGGAAUUAUCACAGUGAUUACAAAUAGAAGUUGUGCUGCCAAGCUCACUGAAAAGCUGGGGAGCAGGUGUGUUCUUCAAAGCAGUAAAUGUACUCUGCAGGGUAACACUCUAGAGCAGGAACCCUGGGUUCAGAAUACAUCCAGCCCAGAUCUGAUGACAUGAUAAAAUAUCUGGCUGCUUCUCCACACUAAAUCUGAUUAUAUCGGAGCUGCUUUGCUGCUGGACAACUUGAUCAACAAAACCUCUCCCUUGUGAAAAUUGCUGGCAUUAAAGAGGGAACUGGCAAUGUCAUCAUUUGGGGAUGGAGUCCCUGUUUCAAAAGGCACCCUGAAGAACUGUCUCUUUUGAGUGCCUGAAUUGGAUUAGGGUACUAAAGGUAGAGCCCUAGUUGAGGAGAUGAAGGAGCAGGGCAGCACUAGACAGUUGAAGAAUGUGGGCUUGUGAAAGCAAAACAAGUGGGGCUCAGGACACAAGCUGCUCUGAAGCAAUGACCCCUGUUUAACACAAGGAUCGGGACCAUGUACCAUUAUGGUUUUGUGCCUCCAGAGCAUUAUCCAAGCAUGAACCAGCCCUCCCCAUACACCUACCUGCCUCUUGGUCCUGGCAGACUCGUUGAAUCUCCAAACUCCACAAUGUUCCCUCCUAUCCAGAUGCACAACCUCUAUAGCCGGCCUGUCACCACCAUCAUGGAUUGGAACGGCCACCAUGACUAUGCAGGAAACCAACUAGAGUAUCAUCAUUUCUAUGGCACCAACCCAUACUUCCAUCCUUACCCCUUCUGGCACUUCUCUCCGGUGACUCCCAUGUCUCUGUACAACCCCUAUGCAAACUAUAAUCCAUAUGCAGCAUACCAAAGGCCAAGCCAGGGUCAGGACAUAUGGCCACAGGGCUUCACCAUGAGAGGGGAGCUUCAUUGGGGGAAACUAGAGAGGGUCUUUGGACCUAGACGGGAACUUCCAGAGUUUGUGAAGGAGGAUCUCCGCAGGGUUUAUGGCACCUACCCGAGGACUGAUGUUUCCAUAACCUUCCAGAACAGGGAAUUCCUGGUGAAAGGAGACCCCAGAGUGGGAGAACAGGACUACACAGUUGAAAAGAGAGUCAUCCGAAGGGAUCCCACCCCAACAGCUAGCGAAGCUGAUGAUGACAGCGAGGAACGAAACAGGAAGAAGAAAAAGAAAUCUAGACGUUAAUGUAGCCAGCACCACACAAAACUGGUGCUCCUUGUCCUCACGGCCAAAGAGUUGGCAGCUGCAUUCUGGUGCUUGGGAAGAAUACUGGGAACUAGCAUGGGCAUACAACGUUGUCCACUCCCCUUAGGCAAGUUUUGAACUACUGCCAAAAAUGUAAUUAUUUAAUCCCUUUGCCUACUUUCCCCACACUCCAUAAACACACGGAUGUAGAUUAUACUCCAGCUGACAUGUACUACACAUGCCUCCCACCCUUCCCAUGUGCACCUCAGUAUUGGUUGGUUUCUUGAAUAUUGGCUUUGAAUGAGAAUGUAUAGGCUUCAUUUGGCUGACCAAAUACAGUCACAAUCUGCUUGCUAGAUUGUGCUCCUUUAGAAGAGGAGUUGGUGAGUCUUUUUUUUUUUUUUUUUUUUUUUAAACUAGGGUAAGGAGCACUAUCCCACAAGUCACUAAUUUGGCUUCUUGUUGGCAGUCCUCUGCAGGGUGAAUAGCGAGGAAGACUGGACUCCCUCCAUCUCUGCCAACUUGCCACACUUCUGAGGACAGUGUGGUGAAAGUGUCUUGUUUGAACACUAAACAUGCAGCUGUCUUUUUUUGUACACCCUGUAAUUACUGCUUCAUACAGAAGAUUGUACUGUUCACAAUGGAAUUUUGUGUCAAUGCUUCACUACAGGCUGGAAGAAGGUGGUGUAAAGAGAUCCCCUUGUACACACUGUUGGGUCUGGUGAUCUCUUUCUGACUUCAUGUCCUCAUUCUGAUCAUUCACUCGGAUCCAGGUGAGCACAGCUAUUGCCAGGUGGGCACUGGAAAAGACACAACUGUGGAUGCCAGUUUACGAGCGCCACUGACAUACUUCAGAUGUCACAGCUGUUGUAUGUUCCACAGCACUAGCCUUUUCCCCUUGCGAGGUCUGAAGAGGGGAUCUACUGCUUGUAGGGCAGGCUGCACUGGAAACUUAUUGCAGGCCUGAGGGCAGUCCCUAAGUUGCUUGCAAAUUUAUGUAGCUUUUUUUAAAUAAUAAAAAAAAUAAAAUGUGAA